This is a messenger RNA of Oreochromis aureus, 1848 nucleotides long. RefSeq names its product polymeric immunoglobulin receptor-like. The transcript has 9 exons. The record is from RefSeq and is a predicted model, not a curated record. Bases 475 to 1728 code for a protein of 417 amino acids. Lineage: Eukaryota; Metazoa; Chordata; Actinopteri; Cichliformes; Cichlidae.
AGACUGACGACGCGCACCAUACACAUACUUUUUUUUCUUUUUCGAAUCUUCGGAUCACGUGCGUACCGAACCGUGGAGUGGGAUCGGUUCGGAUUUCGGAUAAACCGUGAUCCGUUGCACCCCUACUAAUCACCUCUGACACCAAACAAAAUGGGCGAUUCAGACUUGAUGAUGACAAAGUGUUAGGAACAUUCACAGUGACCAUUAGCAAUUUGACUCGUAAUGAUUCAGGAUCAUACCUCUGUGGUGUCCACAGAAACUCUGAGCUGGAUGUUUUCUCUGCUAUUGAGCUGGAAGUUGAAGACUGGUGCUGUGUCAAAUCAACUAAAAUAAAUGUGGAGGAAACCAGAGUACGCAGAGAGAACCCACUGCAAACUUUGCCAGAUUGGGGAUUUGAACCCAGGAUCUUUUUGCUCUGAGAUGGCCUAUGUCACCUAUUUUACAAAUUACUAAAAUACAUUUAGAGGAAGGGCCAUGGAAGAAAGCGCCAUCCCCUCUCUACUGAUAGUUCAGCUCUGCACGUCCCUUCUCAUUGCUCUACAAGACCACCGUGUCUGCAUAAUAUUGUCAAAUCUUACAUUUCAAUCGGCCAAAGCAAAGAUGUGGAGCCUCCAAAACCUGCUUUUCAUCCUCUGCAUUGUUCUGAGAUGUGUGACCAGUGCAGUAGGGGUGAUCCAUGUGACUGGAUAUGUGGGGAGAGAGGUUAACGUUUCCUGCUCUUAUAAUGAGGGUUAUGAAUCUUAUGAAAAGUACCUGUGUAAGAACGACUGUGGUAGUGACGAUGUUCUUAUUACAACAUCAAACUCCUCGAAAAACAAAUACAGGAUCCAAGAUGACAAAACGGCACGAAUCUUCACAACGACCAUCUCUGAUCUUCAAUCUGUGGAUGCUGGGAAAUACUGGUGUGGAGUGAGCAGAUCUGGGAAAGAUAUCUACACUGAAGUCGAGCUGAAAUUAGUAUCAGACAGCUGCUGUGACACUGUGACCAAAGUUCAAAGUUAUGAGGGAUACUCUGAGUCCCUCAGUUGUCAGUAUGAGUCUCAGUACCAGAACAGCCUGAAGUACAUCUGCAGAGGAAAUCGGCCCUCCACAUGUCUGCAGCAGGCACUAAUCACCUCUGACACCAAACGAAAUGGACGAUUCAGACUUGAUGAUGACAAAGUGUUAGGAACAUUCACAGUGACCAUUAACAGCUUGACUCAAAACGAUUCAGGAUCAUACCUCUGCGGUGUCCAAAGAAACUCUGACCUGGAUGUUUUCUCUGCUGUUGAGCUUAAAGUUGAAGAGUGGUGCUGUGUCAAAUCAACUAAAAUAAAUGGUACUGCAGGACAUCCACUAACUUUGCAGUGCCCUUAUCCUUCACAACAUCGGGAUAACAGGAAGUUCCUCUGUAAGGGAGACCACCGCAACAAUUGCUCAGACAUGGUGACGAGUCAAAGCAGGUUCACACUGCAAGAUGAUGCUGCUUCCAGCUCUUUUAUCGUGAGGAUCACAAAACUGGAAGCAGCUGAUGGUGGGACAUACUGGUGUGGGUCAGACUCACAGUGGAGAGUUGGAAACUACACCAAGAUUGAGCUGUCAGUCUGUCUGCACUGCACAAGCAAUGUAAGUCUUGGUACCACAGCAGAAACUCAGAGAACACAAAUCCCAGAUUCAGCACUCUGUGUGGUUCACGUUGCACCCUCAGUGCUGCUACUGAUGAGUGUUUUAGUUAUUUGUUGUUUAUAAGUUCUACAAACAACUUAUAAUCUUCCUGGGUUUAAGCAACUGAGGUCUCCGUGAGCACAGUAACCCCAAGUCAAACACUUCAGAGGACGUGAUGGAUGCAAAGUCUUAAGUCUUAAUAGG